AUGUCUGUUCAGCAGAACAUGAGGGGGCAGCUGCAGGAGCGCGACAUCGGGAACCGCUCCCCGUUUCUCUCCCUCCGGGACGGGACGGGGCGGCCUUGGGGCGAUUCCCGCCCCCCCCCCGCUUUUCCCAAGCUGGCCGAGCGUUCCCGGAACUGGAGCGCGAACAACCCCCACUUUCCCGGGGCCGGCGGGGGGGCGGGGGGGGCGGGUGUCCCAUUCUGGCCAUUGGCCCGGGUCCGGCGGGAGGGCUCCCCGUGGCCUCUUGCCUCUGUGUCGCCGCCGCCACCACUCACGGGGGGCUUCACCCGGAGCCCGCUCCUGGCCAACUUAAAGGCUGACUGCUUAAAUAAGCCGUUCAUCCAGUUCUGCCAUGAACUUGUGACCGUCAUUGAACAGUUUCGAGCUAAGGAGCUGCAUUCCAUCUUUUCCUGGCUAGUAGAAAGCAUCUUUGGCAGCCUGGAUGGUGUGCUUGUAGGCUGGAACCUCCGUUGUUUACAAGGGAGAAUAAACCUGUCCGACUACAAUAUGGUGCUUGACUUCCUGGAUCCUGGAGGUCCCAUGAUGAGGUUGGUGUACAAGCUUCAAGCUGAGGAGUACAGAUAUGACUUCCCGGUCUCCUACCUUCCUGGUCCAGCAAAAGCCUCAAUACAAGAGCGGAUUUUGCCAGAAUGUUCCUUAUACCACAACAAAGUGCAAUUCCUUCCUUCUGGAGGGCCGAGUUCCCAUCUGUCCCUCAAUCCGUAUGAAUAUUACAUGUUCUACUUUGCAUUGAGCCUGCUUACGCAGAGGAGUGCCCACUUGGCCGGCCACUUCAGUACAUCCAACAGUGCCUACUUUAUCCUGGUAGAUCGGUACUUGAAGUGGUUCCUGCCCACCGAAGGAAGCGUCCUCCCACCCCCUUCCUUUGAUUUUGGAGGGGUCGUCCCAUCACCCGCUCCCCGAUCGCCAGCGAUGCCUUUCACCUCCUACGGAAUGCAUCCCACCAGCCUGCUGAAGAGGCACGUGGCUCACCAGACGUCCGUGAACGCAGACCCUACCUCCCAGGAGAUCUGGCGAUCAGAGACCUUGGUUCUGGUCUUUGUGGAAAUGUGGCUCCAUCAUUACUCCCGGGACAUGUACCAGAAAAUGCAGUCGCCUCACAUCAAGCUGGAGGUUCUUCACUACCGGCUCAGUACGUCCAGCACCUCCCACAGUCAUCCUGCCCAAUCCAGCUACCAGGCCCUCCACACAUACCAAGAUUCGUUCAGGCCCACCGAGGAACACGUCUUGGUUAUCCGCCUGUUGGUGAAGCACCUGCACGCCUUCAGCAACAGCCUGAAGCCAGAGGCGACGCAUUCGCAUGCCACCAGCCCGCUGGAGGAGUUCAAGAGGACGGUGAUUCCCCGCUUUGUUCAGCAGAAGCUCUACAUCUUUCUGCAGCACUCCUUCGGCCACUGGCCCCUGGAUGCUUCUUUCAGAGCGGUUCUGGAAAUGUGGUUGAGCUACUUGCAGCCCUGGCGGUAUGCCCCUGAGAAGCCCCUUCUGAGCGCCGAGGGGCCCCCUCGCAGCGUCUCCGAGAAGUGGGCUCCCUUUGUUCAAGAGAACCUGCUGAUGUACACCAAGCUCUUUGUUAGCUUUCUGAACCGUGCCCUCCGGACCGACCUGGUCAGCCCGAAGAAUGCCCUGAUGGUGUUUAGGGUGGCUAAAGUGUUUGCUCAGCCCAAUCUAGCUGAGAUGAUCCAGAAAGCCGAGCAGCUUUUUCUGGAGACGGACCCGGCCAUCCCUCAGCGCCACCAGCACCGCCUCUUUGCGAGCCCCUCUCUCGGGGGAAGCUUCCUGUCACCCCGGAUUCCAAACGUCACGGAUGCCUCCUUCAAGGUGAAGAGUCAGGUUUACAGCCUUGAGGGGCAGGACUUCCAGUACACACAGAUGUUCGGGCCAGAAGUCAGAAACCUGGUGCUGCGUCUGGCCCAGCAGAUCGGCCAGGCCCAGCAGAGGGCCCAGUCCAUCUCGGUCCAUUCUGUGGAGGCCAUGGCCAACCAGUCCUUUUUUUCCUGGUUCCGGUUUGGCUCUACCGACUUGAAUGGCUCCUACACCGGCAACGACCUGGAUGAAAUCGGGCAAGACAGCAUCAAGAAGACAGAUGAAUACUUGGAGAAGGCCCUGGAAUAUCUGUGUCACAUUUUCCGGUUGAACGAAGCUCAGCUUCACCAGAUGAUGAUGAACUGGGGGGCAGCUCAGGAUGAGAACGGGAAGAAGCAGCUGCCAGACUGCAUCCAGACAGAAGAUGGAGUAACUCUCACGCCCCUUGGCAGGUACCAGAUCAUCAAUGGCCUGCGCAGGUUUCAGGUGGAGUACCAAGGAGAUCCCGAGCUUCAGCCCAUCCGAAGUUACGAAAGCCCCACUCUCGUGCGCCUGUUUUACCGCCUCUCUUUGGCCAUCAAUGAGCGUUUUGCAGACCAAAUGGAAAGACUCUGUGGCCGAGGAGACUUUCUGGGCAGCUUCUGCCGCUACCACCUGACCAGCCCUGCCCUGGGGACGAAGGCCAGGCACAGCCCGAUGCCCAGGCAGCGCCAGGAGCAGGCCCAGCGGCCCCGGGUCAGCCUGAGGUUUCUGGCGAGCUACAGGGUCCUCCUCUCCUUGCUCGUGGUCUACUUCGUGGCCUCCCGGUUCUGCGUCGGCCCCGUGCCUUGCACCUUGCUCCUCCUCCUCGGAUACCUUUUCUAUGCCACGGUCAUGACCUUCUUGACGGAAAAGGGGCGGCCGCACCAACCCUGACGGGGUCUGCUGCUUUCCUGUGGCUCAUUGGGAGACCCUCCUCACCCACUCAUCAGCCCAGGCCUUGUGGGGGGG
Molecule: messenger RNA, 2832 nt
Organism: Pogona vitticeps (central bearded dragon)
Lineage: Eukaryota; Metazoa; Chordata; Lepidosauria; Squamata; Agamidae
Source: RefSeq, a predicted model, not a curated record